AGGCUCGGAUAUUACUCCUAUAUUAUAUAUUUCCUAUAUUAUAGCAGAUUGAAAUCUAUCACGGGAUUCAUCUCAAUAUCCUCACCGAGCAUAUUCCUCUUUUUGUUUUUCCAUAAGAGCGUGGCAGAAAUCUGUUUUAAGACAGAAAGAGUUCCCAAAAAAAAAAAAGAGUUGCAGGGAGAUCCGCCCAAACCCAUUGCGGCCAACCUUCGAAUUUCUCCUCUCUUCUUCACUGGGUGUCGAAGAUGAAAGAAGAAAACCAUGAACAUAAACACAUUAUGGGAGGGCAUAACCAGGGACAUGGACAUGAACAUGAACAUGGACACAUGGUUGAGAUUUGUGGAGACAUAUCAUCUGGUGAGACGAGCCUUGGGGGAAUCAAAUCGUGUGGAGAAGCGCCAUGUGGGUUCUCUGAUGCCAAGACGAGUUCUAUGGACGCGAAAGAACGGGCAGCCUCUAUGAGAAAGCUCUUGAUGGCUGUUUUGCUCUGUGCUGUUUUCAUGACUGUAGAAGUCGUUGGAGGGAUCAAAGCUAACAGUCUUGCGAUUCUGACAGACGCAGCUCAUCUGUUGUCAGACGUCGCAGCUUUUGCGAUAUCCCUCUUCUCACUCUGGGCCUCAGGAUGGGAGGCCAACCCACGCCAAUCUUAUGGUUUCUUCAGAAUCGAGAUUCUUGGCGCUCUUGUUUCUAUCCAGAUGAUAUGGCUUCUUGCAGGUAUAUUAGUUUAUGAAGCAAUCGCUAGGCUUAUCAACGACACCGGUGAAGUUCAGGGCUUUCUCAUGUUCAUUGUUUCCGCUUUUGGUUUGCUUGUAAACAUUGCAAUGGCUCUUCUUUUGGGUCAUGAUCAUGGUCACGGUCACGGUCAUGAUCAUGGCCAUAGUCACAGCCAUGGCCAUGGAUUGACAAUAACAACACAUCAUCACCAUCAUCAUGACAGUAAUUCAUCACAUGGGCAUGAUCAUCACAGUCACCAAAACACGGAUGAACUACGCCUAUCUGAAUCUCUUCUUGAGAAAGGCCCUGCAGCUGAAAACUGUCAAGGAAAUGAGAUCAAGCUAGAGAAGCAACGGAACAUAAAUGUACAGGGAGCAUACCUUCACGUGCUUGGAGAUUCAAUCCAGAGCGUUGGUGUGAUGAUAGGAGGGGCAAUCAUAUGGUACAAGCCCGAGUGGAAGAUCAUUGAUCUGAUAUGCACUCUAGUUUUCUCAGUGAUCGUGUUGGGAACCACAAUCAGAAUGCUGAGGAACAUUCUAGAGGUGCUGAUGGAGUCUACGCCAAGGGAGAUAGACGCCACGAGGCUUGAGGAGGGACUGUGCGAGAUGAACGAGGUUGUGGCAGUUCACGAGCUUCACAUUUGGGCAAUCACUGUUGGGAAAGUACUGUUGGCUUGUCAUGUUAAGAUCAGGCCUGAGGCGGAUGCAGAUAUGGUUCUUGACAAAGUUAUAGACUACAUCAAGAGGGAGUUCAACAUAACUCAUGUGACAAUUCAGAUCGAACGGCAAUGAGUUUGGUUUAUGAAUCUGUGUAACUUGAGAAGGUUUUAUUUUACUUGGGAUAAACGUUGUCUGCCGGUUUCUUUAAUCAAUGUCAGUUAAGAUUCUCGUC
Tarenaya hassleriana is the source of this 1605-nucleotide messenger RNA. RefSeq names its product metal tolerance protein A2-like. The transcript has 2 exons. Gene Ontology annotation, cellular component: vacuole; plasma membrane. NCBI's taxonomy places the organism in Eukaryota, Viridiplantae, Streptophyta, Magnoliopsida, Brassicales, Cleomaceae. The coding region runs from base 246 to 1505 and encodes 419 amino acids. Gene Ontology annotation, molecular function: zinc ion transmembrane transporter activity. The record is from RefSeq and is a predicted model, not a curated record. Gene Ontology annotation, biological process: zinc ion transmembrane transport.